GAUCUGUGGUUCCAAGUAUUCACAAAGAAUUUACUGCCAUCUAGUAGUGUAUAGAAUAACUAUUUCAUGAAACUUUUCUUCUUAGUUUACAAAAUCAUGUACAGAUGUCGCUACACACCGCAAACUGUUUUAUCGACACAAAUUUCAGACAUGCGCGGCAGGCUGCGCGAUUUACAAAAUCGUAGCAAAUGUUCCCCGACAUAAAUCCAUAAUCGGUGUCCGGAAUAAAAAUGUCACCCGGCUUAGUGACGAGUGCUAAAAACAUGUUACAGAAUACAGCAGACGAUAAGAACAAUAAACGCAAAACAGUGAACAGUGAAAAAACUAGCAGUUUCAGUGAUAAAAAUAAAAAUAGAAGCGCAGAUUCGAAAAAAAAAUAUGAAACAAUUAUAAAAGUUAAAAGUGUUAUUCCUAGGCGACGGCAGGAUCUGCUGAAAUGGUAUGGCUGGGGGUACAAAGACUCCAUGUUCGUGCUCGACGAAAACACCACCUCCUUCACCGGCAGCAGGUACUUAAUCGGUGGUAAAAAUCUACCAUACGCGAAACAAUGGAUAAAGGAGCACUUCGACGUGGACAUUUCGAAGCCUCACAAAGUACCCCAAAUUCCGACAACGUUUCCCAAAAGCAGAUUACCAGACAACAUAAAGCAAGAAUUGGAGAAGAUAACCUUGCUAAGCACAGACGGCAUGGACAGACUGAUCCGGGCCCACGGUCAGACGCUGCAUGAUGUCUACCAUUUGAGGGAGAACAGUUUCCCAAGGAUACCUGACGCUGUUGUAUGGCCGGAGAAUCAUGAACAGGUAGAAGAAAUAGUAAACAGUGCGAGUCGACACCACUUCGUGAUAAUUCCGUUCGGCGGCGGCACUUCAGUGUCCGGCUCGGUGACGUGUCCGGCCAAUGAAGACCGGCCCAUCGUCGUACUGGACACCAGUGACAUGAACUCGAUACUAUGGCUAGACAAAGAACAACUGCUGGCAAGAGUUCAGGCAGGUAUAGUUGGGCAGGACCUGGAAAGGGAAAUGCGCGCGCGGGGCUUCACAGUGGGCCACGAGCCCGACUCGUACGAGUUCUCCACCCUCGGCGGCUGGGUGGCCACCCGCGCCAGCGGCAUGAAGAAAAACACGUAUGGGAAUAUCGAGGACCUUGUAGUACAAACUAAGGUGGUAACACCUCGAGGAGUGAUAGAGAAAAGCUGUCGCGUGCCCCGACUGUCGUGCGGGCCUGAAUGGGAGCACAUUAUUCUAGGAUCUGAAGGAUGUUUAGGAGUUGUCACAGAGGUAACGUUGAAAAUCCGUCCAUUGCCACCCGUGGUCCGCUACGGCUCGCUCGUGUUCCCGGACUGGGACAGCGGGUUCCACUUCGAGAGAGAAGUGGCGAGGCAGCGGCUACAGCCCUCCAGCAUACGACUCAUGGACAAUGAGCAGUUCCGAUUCGGGCACGCCCUAAAGAUGGAGCAAUCCUGGGGCGGAGUCUUACUCGACGGGCUCAAGCGGUUCUACAUCACGAAGAUCAAGGGCUUCGACCCCCUCAAGCUGUGCGUGGUCACUCUGCUGAUGGAGGGCAGCGCGGAACAAGUCGCUGAUAGUGAGAAGAAGAUGAAUGCCAUCGCCGCACAGUAUGGAGGUGUUCCCGGGGGAGCGAAGAAUGGAGAAAUUGGUUAUACGCUCACCUUCGUUAUAGCUUAUGUUCGGGACUUGGCGCUGGAGUGCGACAUCGUGGCGGAGUCGUUCGAGACGUCGGUGUCGUGGGAGCGCGCGCUGGCGCUGUGUCGCAACACCAAGGCGCGCGUGCGCAGCGAGUGCGCCGCGCGCCGCAUCGCGCACUAUCUCAUCUCGUGCCGCCUCACGCAGACCUACGACGCCGGCUGCUGUAUAUACUUCUACUUCGGCUUCAAGACGGUCGGGUUCAGUGACCCCGUGCGCGUGUACGAGGAGAUCGAGGAGGCUGCGCGGGACGAGAUCAUCGCGUGCGGCGGUUCAAUAUCCCAUCACCACGGCGUCGGCAAACUGCGCAAGAAAUGGUACACGUCCACGGUGAGCGAGCCGGGGAGACUCUUGCUGUUAGCAGCUAAGCAGGCGCUCGACCCGGACAACGUGUUCGCUCUGGGCAAUAUGGCCUUCGACCAGUACACUCCGGAUGUCGUGAAGAGCAAACUAUAAAAUAUUUUUUACUUGUUUUAUAGUCACCUACCACUAGGCAUAGGCGUAGCGAGAGGGCAGCGCCUCCCCCCCCCCUCCCUCUCCAGCAGAGCGGUCGGUUAGUUAAGAAAUAAUCGUUUCGGCUGGCGGAAAACCGGCCGUUUUUCAUUGGAUUUUACUAAUAAAAAAAUAAUAUAAAUAUUUAAAGUGCUACUUUACCUUUUGGAUUUCCAUACCACUAAGUUUAUUUUAAUUAACGAAACAGUGCGAAACAGGUCCAUUCUUUUUAAUGGUCUAAGGCUGUCACCAUAUUAAACCCAAUAAUAACUUAAUUAACCAUUAAUAAUAUUAAUGGUCUAAGGUUUUGCCUCUUUAUUAUAAGGCACAGAUUAUCCAACAAUAAUGGCAUUUGCCUCGCCAAUAAUGAUCGCUGUACACGUUACACACAUUCAAAUACUUCUUUUGAGAUUUCUAGACUUCAUUUGAUUUAAUUUUUUAUCUAAUAUUUUAAAUAUGGCACAUUCCACUGCUUUUCUGUGUAGGUUUAUUUGAAAUUUGAUAAUUAGUUAGUACCUAAUAAGUAUCUAAUUAAUUAGUAUGCCAUGAAUGAAUUCAUUAAAACAAGUGAUAUUAGUUUAAAGGGUAACACAUAGAUUAUAAGGUGUGAAAUGAAAAUGAGUGAAUUGUACCUACUGAAUGUUUACCAAAGGCUGGCUGUUGAAAUAUCAUUCACAAACAUAAAUGACUCAGGAUCCGGGGGUCUCAUCACGAUGAAGCGACUCACUGAAAAUUUACUUGAUAGUAAUCAAUUGUAAAAAUUACUCACUGAAAAUUUACUGAUAGUAAUCAUUUGUAAAAAAAAGAUACUUCUCGGAACCUGGACUAAUAGAUUUAAUAAUAAUUAAAUCUAAGUCUACAACAGUAAAAGUAAAGUGUCUAAGUAAAUUGAUCCUAAUUGUAAUAGUUUCAGAGUCGCAUAUUAUUUUAUUAGUACUUUUUCAUUUACAUGAAUUUCACCAGCAGCGCUGGAUAAAUACAUCAGUGUGAUGAAACUUGAACUUAUAAACUGAGAUAUAUCGUCACAGUGCAGUUUACAUCAGCAGUGGGACAAUCAAUCUGUGUGCUUGGUUGCAGUUUUCAAUGUUUCCAUGCUGAUACGAUUGCGUAACCGUAAACGCGAAUUUCUAAGGUACUGAAAGAGCGCCAUCUAGUGGCACUAUUGCACAACUGUUUCAAUUACUUAGAAAUUCGCGUUUGUGGUUACGCGAUAGUAUGAAAACAUUGAAAACUGCCAUUAGGCACUCUGCUUCUAACACUAAUUAUUUUGAGUGUGUGAUAAAGCUUGUGUAUUGUGAGUGUGUGUGUUAAAGCAAUGAAUUAUAAAUAAGAGUAGUUAUUAAAUUAAAUACUGUGUUAAUAAAAUGUUUAAAUAUU
Messenger RNA from Bicyclus anynana (squinting bush brown), 3572 nucleotides. It is a transcript of the gene Agps, whose product is annotated as alkyldihydroxyacetonephosphate synthase. The coding region runs from base 231 to 2159 and encodes 642 amino acids. Lineage: Eukaryota; Metazoa; Arthropoda; Insecta; Lepidoptera; Nymphalidae. The transcript is spliced from 11 exons. Gene Ontology annotation, molecular function: FAD binding; alkylglycerone-phosphate synthase activity. Gene Ontology annotation, biological process: lipid biosynthetic process. The record is from RefSeq and is a predicted model, not a curated record.